Nematostella vectensis (starlet sea anemone) is the source of this 4803-nucleotide messenger RNA. Its product is annotated as thrombospondin-1. Bases 217 to 1701 code for a protein of 494 amino acids. The record is from RefSeq and is a predicted model, not a curated record. The transcript is spliced from 10 exons. Lineage: Eukaryota; Metazoa; Cnidaria; Anthozoa; Actiniaria; Edwardsiidae.
AUUAUUCAAAAUACCCACAGACGGACCAUUUGACUUAUCGCACGAGGAUAAAGACAACAAACUUUCAAAAACACAAAAUGGCUAUUAAAAAGGAUUCCUAAUACUUUUCUUGGGAUUUUAGAAAUACAGCGUGAUUUUUUGAAGAAGUUAAGGGAAACACCAGUUGUUGAGCAGAAUGUACGUCGCGUAUGAGGAGAGCUCUUCAUAGCGAAAGACAUGCUGGAAGGGAAUAGACGGCUACAGAGUGUUUUGGGGCACGCCUGGUUGUUGACCGUAGUGUUUGCUGUUUUAGUUGAUGGGGAGGCGAAUAUUACAUAUUAUGGCAAAGAACGCACCAAGGCUUUAGGCGGAAUUAUCAGACAAUUAAUAUCGAGCUACAAAAAUCUUGGUCUAACGGAAGGCAAGAUCCCUAGCGAGCUAGCAGCAAUAGGGGGCAUCGGUCCUUUCCUAGGCGCUGGUUCGGAUAGCAUCGAGGGUAAUAUCCACGGCUUUGUGCAUCCCGAAGGUGCAAGCAAAGGCACGAUCACAGGGCCCCCGCCACAGCUGCCGAAUGACGAGUCAGCGGGAUCGAGCGUGGGCUCAGCUAUACAGAACCUUACCCAGUUCCUGAACUCUGGGAAUCGGCCAAACAGCAACAUACCAAUUGAUGGCGGGUUCACUGAAUGGACUGCAUUUUCCAAGUGCCCCAAUUCAUGUGGACGCACAGCACUCAGGUCACGUGAACGGUACUGCACCAAUCCCGCGCCAGCAAACGGCGGGAAAAACUGCGAAGGGCCGCGUUUCCAGCUGAAGCUGUGUAAACUAAAAGACUGUCCAGUUGACGGCGGUUAUACGGCGUGGACGGCCUGGAGUCGAUGCACGCAAAAAUGCGGUAAAGGCUCCAAACACAGACACCGAUACUGCACAAAUCCUGCUCCUAUGUACGGCGGCAAGACUUGCGAAGGCCGCAGGCGAGAGAUUAAGCACUGCUAUGGCAAGAUGUGUAACGACCAGAACUCUAUCGUGGAUAUAGACCCUAAGACUGUGUGCGGCUAUGACCCAUGUAAUGUGGCAAAGUGCAUCAGCUCACCGUACGCCACUUGUGUCAGCGACUUUAAGUGCAAACCAGUCUUCUUCGACUCCGAGGAGAGGCGCGUCGAGGAGUGCAAAGGGGCUCGGUUAUACCUGACCAUCGACCCAGACACCGUGUGUCGCUUUAACCCAUGCAAGUACACUACGUGUACCACUCUGAAACCUGCUAAAUGCCUGGUCAACACCAAGUGCCAGCCGGUCUUCCUGGACGCGUUUGGUAAAGAGUUGGACUGCAAAGGUGUGUUCAAGGUACCGGCGCGGUACAUCUGCGGUCAUAACCCUUGUAGUAACGCCAUGUGUAAGUCGGAGCCCUCCGCACGGUGCCUUGUGGACCACACGUGCAAACCUGUCUUCGUCAACGCAGAGAAGCAGACAUACAAGCAGUGUAGUGAACGAGGCCAAAUCGUGGAAAACAACCUUGACGACGAGGACAGCGACGCAGAGGAGACUGCUGACCAGGAAGACAGUGAGGACUCCUUGAGCCGGCUCAUGAAGGGCAAACACCGGAAGCACAGCAAACCCGCCAGUGAUAGUGACAGUAGCUACGUGAACGAUGAUUCAGAUAAUGGCGAAGGGGAUGGAGAGGAAAAGAAAUCAAAACUGCACCUGGCUAGCCGAUUUCUAGGCUGACAAAAUGCAGUUUAGCUGAAAGUUUACAGAUAAAAUGCCAAAAUGGCGCCAGAGAAAAUCAAGACCGUCUGAACCCUAAGCAUGAAUUAAUCCGCAUGUAUGAAGAAAGGCUUAGUAAGAGUAAAGGUGUUAGGGGUUUUCCACAAGCAUAAAUGGACAGGGCCGUAGUAGGGGGUGGGGCACUGGGGCACGUGCCCCCCUACCCCCCGAUAUUUUCAAAGAUUAUAAGGAAAUGACCAGUAGGGGCGUGGCUACCCCCCUCCAAUAUUUCGAGACCUGCUACGGCACUGAUGGAACGACAUGUAUUGAUAUUGAGCAAAACGACUUACUAGCAUGAGACUGCCUGUUAGGGAUAAGUUAGGGAUACCCAGCUACCCUGCUAUACAUUCCCUACUGGAUCCGCUGAGCUUCAAACUUAAGCCUGAAGUUUUUCCGCGAGAAGACUAGAUUGGAAGGUGUAAUUACAGAUACAAAAAUCAUAUCCCUACCACAGAGAUAUGAAACCCUGUGGAGAAGUGUCCCUUUAAACAUCUUAGUAUCAUCUUAACACCGAUUUGAUGGAAUAUGUCCAAACUAACAUAAUAAUAACUAAUAACCUCAUGGAGCAUGUAUAAGUAAUCAAAAAACACAUCGAUUACAAAGAUCUAGGAAUAUUUUUAUAUGACAAUAAAAAGCACAUCUAAAAAAAGUAUUUCUUAUGCUUAUCAAGAGAUCACAGGUCCGCAACAGGGCAGAUCACGUACUCUCUACGAAAUCCCUUAGAAAUCUCUCAGAAGGUUAGGGUGUAUAGGUAAAGAAGGUAAAAGAGUAAGAGAGUUUACAGGUAUGAAAGUUGUUCGUCGACAAGAGAGCUUACAAAUACUAGAUAUCUUUCUUGGAAAGCCAGCUUGUAUAAGUAAGGAUUGACAUAACAGAUACUAGAUAUCCCUCUUGAAAAGUCAGCUUGGCCAACACAGGCAAACCUUUAAGUAUGCUAGGUAGCUAGAGUUCCGUUUAAAAUACAUGCAGCUGCAACACUAAACAGAUAAAGUUACCAUAAGCUAACAAUUUAAAAGAUUACCAACACAGAUCACAGAUGUCUACCUUCUUUACUAUUUCUUUUGCAUGAGAGAUCUGAAGUACUCGUUGCUAAAACCCUUUGAGCCUGCGCUCUUUUCUUGUGAUUCCCCCUUGCUAGCUGGCGCACGGCCUUGUGGGUCAGGCGAUGACGUAGAUGAUGACGUAUGUGGGGUGGACGAUGUUUUCUGUAGGGAUCUUGGAAUGAGCUGAAGCUGAGUUUUCGCGCGUCCGCGACUGCAAUCGAGACACGACCAAUGUAAUGAGAAUUGAAGGAUGGUUAACAAUUCUUUGCUAUCUACGACUUCUUCGACCCGUUAGAACAUCGACCAUUCAAGUGCCUGGUGUUCGGGUUUAAGGUGGUUGAUUAUGUGGCGUUAACUGAAACCCUUUAUUUGACCUCUCCCAAGCCCCUUAUGGCAAACCACAGGAUUCACAGGAGCGGAACCACAGGAGUGUUAGGGGACAGGCUCAGCAUGGACAACUGAUGUUAUACACUGGGCAUACACACCUUCCAGGGGGUGGUGGUGGGGGAUGCUCUUGUCUUGGAGGGCCUCUUCUCGUGGGGGGAUUAGACAGCGCGACGGAUAUGGUGCGACCUUUCACUUCCGUCUUGUCCAAUGUUAGUACCGCUGUAGAUGCGGAGCUCUAAUACAAAAAAACAAAAAACAAACAAACAAACAAGCGAUUUGUUUAAGGACACUGAUACAAAACCAAUGAUGUGUAUAGGUGCUCUUAAUACAAAACAGACUCUUGAUACAAAAACAAGCGAUAUGUAUAAGGACACUUUGAUACAAAUCCAAUGAUGUGUAUACAAUCAGCGACAAAACCUGUUGAAAAUGACAUCUAUAAAGUAGUCUUACUCAAAUAAAUCACAAUAUGGUAACUUUUUAUUACUCACAUCCCCCUUCCCCCCAUUCAAAGUUGCUGUCUAGGGUUGUCAGUAAGAGAAUCCAACACUGAUUUGGGGGAGAGGGGGUUGGGAUGGGGAGGGGAGGAUAUCAAAGUCACUAUGCUACGUAAUUUAGAUUUCCAUCUGAAACUGCAUUUCAGGCGCUAAAAUUUUCAACAGUCUUUUUCGCUGAUUGUAGGUGCUCUUAGUACAUAACAGACUCUUGAUACAAAACAAGCGAUCUGUAUAUGGACUCUGAAACAAGCGAUGUGUAUAGGGACUCAGACAAAGAAACAAGCAAUGUGUAUAUGGACUCUAAUACAAGCCUCUAGCCUAGGUACUUGGUUGGAGCCAUAUGGACUGUGAAGGCGCAAUGGUUAAAAAAGUGAGUUGGUGUUAUUCAAGACAAUAAGAGUCAAAAAGUCCAAGUUACCAAGGAAUAAAGGCAUAAAGGCUUUGCAUGGCAUUUAAAAAGGCGCUUACCUCUUGUUCGUAUUCGACAUAUCCAUAACCUUUCGGUUUGCCUGCCCUGUUGGUGACCAAACGAACUUGUUUCACGACGCCAUGCUGUCAUCAAAAUCAAACAGACAUCAACAUCACUAACAUCGAAUAAUAAUUUUGUCAUCACAACCAUCAUCACUUUAGCACUACAACCAACCAUAACCAUCAUCACCACUACUAUCACCACCAUUACCAACACUACCACUACUAAUAACAAUCACCAUCGACAUUAUUAUCACUACCACUACUACUAUCAAUCACCAUUACCAAUAUUAUCGACAUUACCACCACCAUCGUUACAACCAUCGUCAGCAUCACCACUACUCCCUAUACCAUCAAAUAUCACCAACAUCAUCAUCACCAUUAUCAUCAUUACAACUUCUUUUAUCACCAUCAUCAUCACCGUUUUCAUCACUAAAACUAUUCACGUUCAGCAACAACACAAACAUUAACCACUAUAUCUAUCAUCACUGUCUCUGUAAAGCUGGCGACAAACCUUGCUAAACAGUUCCUCUAUCUCGGAUUCCUUUGCGUCAAAAGGCAGGUUGGAGACGAAGAGGGUGUGCUUGUCUAAGGACGUGGGAAACUGCACAGAAUAAAAAGUCCUUGGUUUAGUAGUACAGAUAAGAUAUUCUAGUCAUCCUUUGGUCUGA